AUGUCGCUGUUUUCGUCUGACUACUCGCCGUACUAUAAUCUUAUGGGAUUCCCGCUCACAAAGAAUCUCUGGAUCCCUGCUGCCAUAACACGCUCGGUUGAGGGUCUAAACUGGGUAAGUUCUUGCCAGAUUCGAGUGAAACGAAUCAGUCUCUCGUCUUCCUCGAUUAUCGCCCACUCAUGGCCGCUUCGGCGCUCCGUUUGGCUGCGUACACAACGCCUUGUUCGGCAGUUUAACUGCGUAUCAGAUGCGGCUGGCACACAUCGAUUCGCGGCGGCGCGCGUUAUGGCCACACAGAGCUCAUCAUUAUGCACCCACGGCAAGAUGAGGAGAGGCACACUGCAGAGGAGGCAGGCUGGCUGGUCGGUCGGUUCGUCGUCGUCGUCGUCGUCGUCGUGGUCGGUUAGCGGGUCAUUCGGCCAAGACCAAGAGUUCGUGGCUCUUCAUCCGCCUGUCAUCAUGAUCCUUCCCAUCAGUCUUUCUGUCGCGGACAGCUAG
Haemonchus placei is the source of this 498-nucleotide messenger RNA. Lineage: Eukaryota; Metazoa; Nematoda; Chromadorea; Rhabditida; Trichostrongylidae. The record is from the annotation of a GenBank genome assembly.